This is a messenger RNA of Verticillium dahliae VdLs.17, 2985 nucleotides long. Its product is annotated as linoleate diol synthase. The record is from RefSeq and is a predicted model, not a curated record. The transcript is spliced from 13 exons. Bases 1 to 2985 code for a protein of 994 amino acids. Gene Ontology annotation, biological process: response to oxidative stress. Lineage: Eukaryota; Fungi; Ascomycota; Sordariomycetes; Glomerellales; Plectosphaerellaceae. Gene Ontology annotation, molecular function: heme binding; monooxygenase activity; oxidoreductase activity, acting on paired donors, with incorporation or reduction of molecular oxygen.
AUGCCGCUAUUAUGCAGAAGGCUUCGUCGUCCGCGACAUGCGCAAAUCGGUGACUAUCCGCAAUCUGCUGUUGAUACCAUGACGGACAAGCCAGCAGACGAGCUUCAAGCUCUUGGCUCCGACAAUUCCCCAGAAGCUCGGCAGACGGGGCAGCAGCAGCAAAAAGGACUGACAGACGACCGCAGAUUGGAUCUAGAGAAUGUCGUGCGGACCGCAGACGGUUCCUACAACAGCCUCUAUAAUCCAUCUCUCGGCAAGGCGGGAUCACCAUACUCAAGGUCCGUCCAGCCAACAGCAUGGCAACCAUCAGCCUUGCCCGCGCCCCAGCUCAUAUUUGACACUCUACUGUCGCGCGAGAAUGGUGGUUUCAAGCCUCACCCGAACGGCAUAUCUAGUGUUUUCUUUUACCUAGCCACUAUCAUCAUACACGACAUCUUCAGAACAUCGCGCGACGACCCCGGCGUCUCCCUCACAUCGUCUUACCUUGACCUCGCCCCGCUGUAUGGUGCCAAUCAAGACGAACAGAACACUAUAAGGACAUUCAAGAAUGGCAAGCUGAAGCCUGACUCCUUUUGUGAGAAGCGCACCCAUGGCUUUCCACCCGGGGUCAACUGUCUCCUAGUUUUCUUCAAUCGCUAUCACAAUUGGGUUGUGGAAAGACUGGCAAUGAUCAAUGAACGCAACAGGUUUUCGCAGCCUAGCAGAACCCAAGAUUCGGACAUGAGGAAACGAGCCCUUGAGAACCUUGACAACGACUUGUUCCAAACAGGAAGAUUGAUUGUAUGCGGCCUGUACGUCAACAUUAUUCUCCACGACUAUCUCCGUGUCAUUCUUGGCCUCAACCAGACGGCUUCGACCUGGAGUUUAGACCCUCGAAUGGAUACAGACACGGAAAAGAUCCCUCGGGGGGGCGGCAAUCAAUGCAGCUUCGAGUUCAACCUGCUCUAUAGGUGGCAUUCGGCAAUCAGCCAGAGAGACGAGAAGUGGAUGGAUGCGCAUCUUGAGUCAUUGCUUCGAGGCCCUGAAGAUAGAAUGGGGGCUCCAGACCCCCAUAUCUUUGCAACCUUUGAGCAGUCUGUUCCCAGUGAGCCCGAACGGCGUACUUUUGGUGGCUUGACAAGAGGACCGGAUGGACGUUACUCUGACAGCGAUCUUGCUCGCAUUUGGGUCGAGAGCAUCGAGGAUGCUGCCGGCGCAUUCGGCCCAAAUAAUAUCCCCCGAGCACUUCGUAUGAUUGAAGUUAUUGGCAUAAACCACGCUCGCGCCUUGCGUGUAGCUACUCUCAAUGAUUUUCGCAAGUAUUUUGGCUUGCUUCCUUAUGCAUGCUUUGAGCACAUUACCUCAGACCCCGCAGUAGCACAGCGCCUCCAGGCUCUUUACGGGCAACCGGACAUGGUUGAACUCUAUCCCGGUCUUCUCAGCGAAGAUGCCAAGCCAUUGAUGAUACCCGGUAGCGGGUUGUGCGCCCCCUACACGCUGAGUCGAGCCAUACUCUCCGAUGCAAACAUGAACAGAUACCAUGAGGCUGCAUCUGAUGUACUGGUCGAUGACGGUUGUGUGUUCUACAAGCUGGUAUUGCGAGCGUUGCCAACUGCCUUUUCCCCUAGCAGUAUAUACGCUCACCUACCGUUGGUCAUGCCGACGACUAACCGCAUGAUCGUGGAGCGCCUACAGCGAGAGUCUCGGUACUCCUUCGAUCGUUCGAGGACUUUGAGUCCCCAGAUUCACGUCUCUAAUCCUCUUGCCGUCAAGGAGAUUCUCCGGAGUGACGCCUUUGGAGGCGAUAGCUGGAGACAUCAGCUGACGUACUUGAUGGGGAAGCCUAAUCACCAAAUGGGCCCGUAUGGCGAUGCGAUAGAUUUCGAGCAAAGGCGAGCUCGCCUGGAGAAGACUAUCUUCUGUCCCAGCCUGGAGAAAGAAUUCAGAAAUUUGUUCAGUCAAUCAUCAAGAUGCAUCUACCUAGAGGCAGAGGAAAUCGGAGGGCUUCCCCAGACACUGCAAAUCGACCUGGUUGCCUGUUUUGCCGAUGCCAUACCGAUCAACUUCGUCGGCCAUUUGCUGCCAUUGCCUCUGAAGUCACAUGAAGACGUUGACGGAGCGCACACCCCCCGGAAUCUUCACUCCACACUCGUGUCGAUAUUUGCCGUCUUGUUCUUGCGACUGGACCCGGUCCUGUUAUACAACAUCCGUAUCGGAGCCCAGCCUAUUGCCGCUUCGGUUGGUGACAGCCUCGAAACUGAAAUAAGUAAUGUCCCGGCUUUGAUGCUGCUACAUGAUAACGAGGAUCACCAGUCAGAAAGUCAGGGCCCUGAAAAGAAAUUGAAGAAGCUUGGCUAUGAGUUCAUUCGCAAGUUGCUCGUUGCAGGCGUCAGCGUUUGUCAAGUUGCCUGGGUCGAUAUCAUCCCUGCGCUGGCUGCAUUCGUCGUCAACCAAUCUCGCAUGCUAUGCCAGGUUGUUGAUUACUAUCUGGGACCAGGGAUUGAAUACUGGCCUCUUCUACAGAAGCUAGCAGCUUCAGAUGACCAUGAACAUGAUGACAUGCUGCUGCAUUAUGCGCUGGAGGCCAUCCGGCUGAACGGUAACUAUAGCGUCUUCAAGACGGUGAAUCGAGACAGUGAUGUCCAAGGCCACUCCCAACCGUUAAAAGUCGGGGAUAAGCUCGUGAUCAGAUAUUCUGAUCUCGCAUUCAAUGCCGAAGUGUAUCCCCGACCGAACGAUAUAUUGGUCACCCGACCCCUUGACAGCUACCACUUUGUCGGCUACGGCCCCAACCAGGCUCUCGCCAGUCCUCUCAGUCGGUUCGUACUCGUCAGCAUGUUUCGCGCCGUGGCACGUCUCAAAAAUGUACGAAAGGCACCUGGCCCACAGGGCGAGAUCAAGACCGUUGAUGACGGAGAUGCGGCAGGGUUGGAUCGAUACAUGGACGUCUUCUGGAGAGAGUUUUCGCCGUCUCCCGUGAAUAUGAAGUUGCAUUUCGACGCCUGA